Messenger RNA from Punica granatum (pomegranate), 1706 nucleotides. The record is from RefSeq and is a predicted model, not a curated record. Lineage: Eukaryota; Viridiplantae; Streptophyta; Magnoliopsida; Myrtales; Lythraceae.
CCUCUCCUCUCUUUUUGAAAACCAUGUCUUAUUGCAAGAAUCAGAAAAUAAUUCCUGUGUUGGUCUUGCUCGUGCCAAUAUUCAUCUCCCAGUUGGCUGCGGCAUAUGCCAAUGCCAAUGGGAACGCUGUCUUCCAUGACAAAUACAUGAAAGGCUGUGAUCUUUUCAAGGGGAGUUGGGUGUACGAUGAUUCCGUUCCGACAUAUAAUUCUACAGUCUGUCCCUUCCUCGACCAGGGAUUCGAUUGCCAGAGGAACGGUCGACCUGACCAUGACUACCUCAAGUAUAGGUGGCAGCCUGAGGGCUGUAACAUCCCCAGUUUCAACGGUCGGGAUUUCUUGGAGAGGCACAAGGGAAAGAAGAUAAUGUUCGUCGGGGACUCUCUCACUAACAAUAUGUGGCAAUCGUUCACGUGCAUGCUUCACUCCUCAGUCCCAGCGGCCAAAUACACCAUAUCCCAUGCGGGCACCUCUACCCCUGCCGUUACUUUCUCUUUUCCGGAUUACGGGGUGUCAGUCAUUAGCUUGACGAAUAGGUUCUUGGUUGACAUAGUCAGUGCGAAAGAAGGCAGGGUGUUGAAGCUUGACAGCCUCACGACUGGUGACCAGUGGAAGGGUAUGGACUACUUAAUCUUCAACACUUAUCACUGGUGGUUCCACACCGGCAGCCUCCAAACGUGGGACUAUUUCCAAGUUGGAAAUAAGUUGUACAAAGACAUGGACCGACUCGAAGCCCUGAAGAUUGGACUUACUACGUGGGCUAAGUGGGUCGACUCAAACAUCGAUCCCCGUAACACGACAGUCUUCUUCCAUGGAAUAUCAGCUCUGCAUUUCAAUGCCGAGGACUGGAAAGGCAAUGGCACGAAGGGAUGCCAAGGGGAGACACAGCCUGUGCUUGGAUCGACUUACCCUUCGCCUGGUCUCCCUGGGAAGUCCAUAAUAGAAGGCGUCCUGAAUUUGAUGGUGAACCCCCCACAUUUUCUUGACGUGACACUGCUGACCCAGCUCAGAAAAGACGGGCAUCCUUCGAUCUAUGCGGGAAAGGGAAGCGGUUUUCUAGAUUGCAGCCACUGGUGCCUCGCAGGUGUCCCGGACGCAUGGAAUCAGCUUCUCUAUGCAUCUCUUAUGAGAAUGGAAGGUAUUGAUCCCGACAUAGCACCGGCGCCUGAUGCUUCUCAGCCCAGCGCACCCCCACCACUGCCAGGGGUGCCCAGCCCUUCAGUUGUGCCUGGUCCUCCUGUCUCGCCAGUCCCUCCUCCUCAUCCUUCAGGGGGCCCGAGCCCUUCACAUGGGCCUCAACACCCAGGCAGCCCAAGCCCUGCAGGAUGGCCAAUCCCUCCCUCGGGUGGGCUGAGCCCAUCAUCUCCUGGGCCUGAGCACCCAGGCAGCCCAAGCCCUGCAGGCUGGCCCACCCCUCCCUCUGCUGGGCACAGCCCAUCAUCACCUGCGCCCGAGCACAACGGCAGUCCAAGCCCUUCAGCUGGGCCUGGACAUCCUGGCGAGCCCGGCCCUUCGGACAGGCCGGGACAGCCACUUGCUCCCAGCCCAGGAGACUGGCCCGGACCUUCAGACGCGCCGAGUCCUUCACACAAGAAGUCAGAUGGGCUGGGGCUCAGACCUUUGUCCUUUGGUUCUAACCUUGCCCUUGUGAUGCUGCUCCUUGCUGUUUAUUUACAGUUCAUCCAACGCUGAUUGAUGGAUUCAUUC